This is a messenger RNA of Phragmites australis (common reed), 1750 nucleotides long. RefSeq names its product transcription factor DIVARICATA-like. The record is from RefSeq and is a predicted model, not a curated record. The transcript is spliced from 2 exons. Gene Ontology annotation, molecular function: DNA binding. Bases 333 to 1190 code for a protein of 285 amino acids. Lineage: Eukaryota; Viridiplantae; Streptophyta; Magnoliopsida; Poales; Poaceae.
AAGAGAGAAACUAGAAAGAGAGAGGCCAAGCAACCCGGUAGCAAAUCAACGCAGCAUAUAAGCAACUUUACCAGGGCUGCCACUGUAAGAAAGAUCUCUCUCUCCCUCUCCUUGGUUGGAGAGUUGAGAGGCCACAAACUCCACUUCCACCAAGACUCAAUCACAAGCAUCCACUUCCUUGCUCCCCUGUUCUUUCAGGCCUCCAACGGUGGAGCCCGGAAUUUGAUAAUUCUCUCCAAUAUACGCACAUCAUCUUCCACCUCCCUCUUUUACUUCUCCCCCUCGUCUUCUUCGCCACCAUCCCAGCCCAGGUGGGUAGGCAGGCUGGAGAGAUGAUGGCAGAGGCGCGGACGCAGGUGCUGCCGCCAGCGGCGCGCUGCUUCUCUGGGCAGCCGUGCUGGUACUGGCAGGACUGGCGCGCGGGCGGUGGCGGAGGAGGAAGCGCGUGGACGACGGAGGAGAACAAGGUGUUCGAGAGGGCGCUGGCGCAGAUCGACCGGAACGCGCCGGACAGGUGGGAGAAGGUGGCGGCGAUGCUACCUAGGAAGACAGUCGCCGACGUGGUGAACCACUACAACGACCUCGAGAACGACGUCGGCUCUAUCGAAGCCGGGCUCGUGCCGUUCCCGCACUACAGCAGUUCGCCCCCGUCGUCCGGGUUCACCAUGGAUUGCGACGGCGGCGACGGCGGGUACCGGCGCGGUUGCCCAGAGAAGCAGGAGCGGAAGAAAGGCGUCCCUUGGACGGAGGACGAGCACAAGUUGUUCUUGAUGGGGCUGAAGAAGUACGGGAGGGGGGACUGGAGGAACAUCUCGCGCAACUUCGUGACGACCCGGACGCCGACGCAGGUGGCCAGCCACGCGCAGAAGUACUUCAUCCGGCUAAAAUCCGGUGGCAAAGAUAAGCGCCGCUCCAGCAUCCACGACAUCACCACCGUUAACCUCCCCGACGACGACCGCGGCAACGCGCCGCCCUCGACCCCGUCCGCGCUCACCACCGCCUCCAACCCCGCCGGCGCCGACCAGUUCGGGGCCUUCGUCGACGUGAAGUCCUUCAUGGCGCCACUCCCGGGUGUGCUCGGCGUGGUGCACCCCUACGGCAACGUGAAGCUCGAGCCCAAGAGCUCUCUCGUCGCCGGCCUCGGCUUCGAAGAUUCCGUCCUCCUGCAGAUGCAAUGCGGCCAGUUGUGACGGGCGGUUCCUGCCGCGGUGAGAACCGCACGGAGGAAAGAACAGCUCCCAUCUCAGUAUCUCAUCCCUGGGCACGAGGAUGGACGGGGCCAAGUCGCGGUUCCUUGUGCUUCGCUUGGUUGCAGUUGCUGAGUUGCUUCUUGUGUACUAUCAAUCAGAUGACUGUGUUCAUGGAAAACCACGACGGCAUCAUGCCAUCAUGGGCGUGCAAUUCCAGUGUCCACUUCAGUGUACAUAACAACCACAACUCCACAAGUAUAGGGCCCAAGAACUUCGACGGUACUGAAAUAAGCAUUCGAUGAAGACUUUGGGUUUUUUCCAGUGUCACCGGCAGCUUGGAUCAGGAUUCAGCCAUUCAGGAGCACCUGCCCUGUACUCUGAAGAUUGCUAUGCUGGUUUUGUCGAUGUAUUUUGGUUUGUGCUAGUACUCCUAUUCGACGGAGUAGCAUUUGGAGGCUUGGAGCAUGUGUGUGAUGCUUGUAAGGUUCCACAGGAUUUUGUCUGCCAAUCUGCCAUUAGAAGUCUAGGUUUGCUCAGCUCUCGCUGACUUGGAAUUUCAA